UUUAGUGCUUGAUCCACUGAGAAAAGGCCCCAAAAAGGAAGAGCUACCAAUCAUGUCUUCCAUGAACGUUGAGACCAUCGAAGGCACCGGAAAUGAGAGAUCGAACGGCGGUGAUCAGCCCUCUCCCACGGGCAGAAGAGGCGUCAAGUGGGGCCUGCUGCUGAUAUGCAUCACGUUCAUGGGCAUUGGCACGAUUGGCGGCCCACUGCUGCAACGGCUAUAUUUCCUGCAUGGUGGGAACCGGAAAUGGCUAUCGAGCUGCCUGCAGACGAUCGGCUUCCCUAUCAUGUUCCUCCCUCUACUGGUCCUCUAUUCGAAAAACCUCAGGCUGGGGAAAUCCAAGCCAUUCAUCAUCAAGUCCAAGCUCUUCAUGGCUGGUGCCUUCUUAGGCCUCUUCCUAGGCUUCGACAACUAUAUGUACUCGGUCGGUCUAGCUUAUAUUCCCGUCUCGACAUCAUCUCUCCUCUUCUCAACGCAGCUCGCGUUCACAGCCAUCUUCGCAUUCCUCAUUGUUAAGCAGAAAUUCACAUACUAUUCUAAUAACUCUGUAGUGCUGAUGACUCUCGGUGCAAUCAUGCUCGCUCUCCACACGAGCAGCGACCGACCUCCGGGGGUCACCAACACCCACUACUUCCUGGGCUUUUUCUUCACAUUGGGCGGGGCGGCACUGUUGGGACUCAUCUUGCCUAGCAUUGAGUUUUGUUACAUGAAAGCGGGCCAGGCCGUCACAUACACGGUGGUGAUGCAAUUUCAGGUGGUGUUUACAGUUUCUGCAACUAUAUUUUGCAUCGUCGGGAUGGUGAUCAACAACGAUUUUCAUGCUAUUUCAAGAGAGGGAAGGGAUUAUGGACUUGGGGAGGUGAAGUAUUAUGUGGUGCUGGUCUCAAGUACUAUAGUAUGGCAGUUCUCGUUCAUAGGAACCCUAGGCGUUGUCUAUUGCAGCUCAUCGCUCUUCGCUGGCAUUGUAAGUGCCGUCCUACUACCGUUUAUGCAGGUCGCAGCGGUUAUAGCCUUCAAGGAGAAGUUUACAGGAGAGAAAGGCAUGUCCUUAGCCCUAUGCCUAUGGGGUUUCACCUCUUACUUUGUUGGAGAGUAUAAGAGAUCCAAGAAGAUGGCUCCCUUUCCUAUAACGGAACCGAACCAGCCGUCAACCAUGGCUACGUCUGAUGUGAUUUGAAGAAUGAAAAUUUAGAUAGAUUAGUUUAGCAUUCUUCUGCUCUGAAAAGAGAAUAGAUGUGAUUUGAAGAAUGAAAAUUUGGAUAGAUUAGUUUAGCAUUCUUCUGCUCUGAAAAGAGAAUAGAUGUGAUUUGAAGAAUGAAAAUGUAACACUAGGCCAUUACAGCACCGGGUUAGUCCAUGUUGAUGUUUGUAUGAUUACAUAAAUCUUAUAUUCAUCUUCUAUUUUUCUCU
Messenger RNA from Magnolia sinica, 1410 nucleotides. RefSeq names its product purine permease 1-like. The transcript is spliced from 2 exons. The record is from RefSeq and is a predicted model, not a curated record. Gene Ontology annotation, molecular function: purine nucleoside transmembrane transporter activity. Lineage: Eukaryota; Viridiplantae; Streptophyta; Magnoliopsida; Magnoliales; Magnoliaceae. Gene Ontology annotation, cellular component: membrane. Bases 53 to 1177 code for a protein of 374 amino acids.